CUCCCUUUCCUAGGUAGAGUGUACUACUUUAACCACAUCACCAAUGCCAGCCAGUGGGAGCGUCCGGUGGGGUCAGGUGAUGGGAGUGGCGAGCCAGACAAGGUGCGUUGUUCCCACCUCCUGGUGAAGCAUACUAACGGCCGUCCGUCCUCCUGGAGGGAGGAGAACAUCACGCGCUCCAAAGAGGAGGCCCUCGACCUCAUACAAAAGUACAUAGAGCAGAUGCAGUCAGGAGAGGAGGAGUUUGAGGCUCUGGCCUCUCAGUUCAGUGACUGCAGCUCCGCACGCAACGGAGGAGACCUGGGACUGUUCGGCAGAGGUCAGAUGCAGAAGCCCUUUGAGGAUGCGUCCUUCGCUCUGAAGGUGGGAGACAUGAGUGGUCCGGUGUUCACCGAUUCUGGAGUUCACGUCAUCCUUCGCACGGGAUAGAGACAAGGCUCUGAUACCCCCUGAAUACCCCCCUGAAUACCCCCAUCACCCCCUGAAUACCCCCAUCACCCCUGAAUACCCCCAAACCCCUGAAUACCCCC
Oncorhynchus nerka (sockeye salmon) is the source of this 530-nucleotide messenger RNA. RefSeq names its product peptidyl-prolyl cis-trans isomerase NIMA-interacting 1-like. NCBI's taxonomy places the organism in Eukaryota, Metazoa, Chordata, Actinopteri, Salmoniformes, Salmonidae. Gene Ontology annotation, molecular function: peptidyl-prolyl cis-trans isomerase activity; protein binding. Gene Ontology annotation, cellular component: cytosol; nucleus. The record is from RefSeq and is a predicted model, not a curated record.